AAAUCUAAAGAAUCUUCCGGUAAAAGAUGUCAUGUCGAGGGUCGUCACCAGCCAGAGCAUGGCUCAGAUUGCUGUUCCAAGGGCUUUCAAGGGACAGAUGUCUACCCAGACAUCUUCAUCCAAUGUCCUGUCCCCAGAGAUGGUAAGGUUCUGUCCCCGGAGAUGGUUAGGUCCUGUCCCCAUAGAUGGUAAGAUCCUGUCCCCAGAGAUGGUAAGGUCCUGUCCCCAGAGAUGGUAAGAUCCUGUCCCCAGAGAUGGUAAGGGGGAGUAUUUUUUAUUUUCUUUGGGCUUUUCAAGUUAAUAUUUUUGUUCUGUUUUUAAAACCAAAAGUACUAUUGUGAAAUUCGGGCCAACCGCUGAAUACAUUCAUGAUUUCCAAUUUAUUCACAACAAUGCAACUCUUGCAUUCAAAUCUACCAGCAGUGAAAACAAAAAACCACCAUGGUCCCCAAAAGCUGCUUGCUGUCCAGCCCAAAUAAAUUUUAUUUGGAUAAAUCACUCUUCUCUAGUUCUCUAAUUUUUCUAGACUCAAAAUUUAAGCCAUGAAGCAUUAAAAGUGUAUGCUUGUGUAUUAAGUGAAGAAGAUAUGAGCCGCAGAACUUCAUGUAAGAAGUGUUCAGUCGACAGCAACAGGUCGCAGAGGGGUUUGUGUAAGGGUACAGAAUUCAAAUUUACCAAAAUUAUUUUAUAUUAUUCCGUUUGGAAAAAUCAGGUCUUUUGACAAAACAAAUUUUUAUUUUUAUCUGUACUCCACAAACAGUAAUGGAAUGCACCUAAAUCCUAAAUGAAUGAUGCUAAAAAGAAAUCACUGCACCUUUGUGGUGACAGCUUUUUGUAUAUGUGCUAAUUAUUUUCAGCUACAAACCAUCUGGACAUGGAUCCCAUUCAGGUUAACCCUUACAACACCAGAGCUACUCUUCUCAUCAGAUGAACAUGGUACAGCACUGCGCACACUGUACAAAAAGACUGAACAUCUCCCCCAGUCU
Molecule: messenger RNA, 986 nt
Organism: Lymnaea stagnalis (great pond snail)
Lineage: Eukaryota; Metazoa; Mollusca; Gastropoda; Lymnaeidae
Source: the annotation of a GenBank genome assembly